Messenger RNA from Tribolium castaneum (red flour beetle), 2152 nucleotides. RefSeq lists its product as uncharacterized. The coding region runs from base 312 to 1013 and encodes 233 amino acids. The record is from RefSeq and is a predicted model, not a curated record. Gene Ontology annotation, molecular function: ubiquitin protein ligase activity. Gene Ontology annotation, biological process: protein K48-linked ubiquitination; proteasome-mediated ubiquitin-dependent protein catabolic process. The transcript is spliced from 5 exons. Lineage: Eukaryota; Metazoa; Arthropoda; Insecta; Coleoptera; Tenebrionidae. Gene Ontology annotation, cellular component: cytoplasm; intracellular membrane-bounded organelle; membrane.
GUCGGCCGUCAUUUAUCAUCUGACAUCUGUUGAUAAUUGUGUGUAUUUCGUUCUUGUCAAACUGUAAGUGCAAAAUACCAUGAAAUUGAGACUAAAAAAUUCGUAUUGGCCAUUGCCAAUGCGUGUGGUGUUUAUCCUGCUGUCGGUUUAAAUCCUGGAGAGUGAGUGUCAGCCCCCGCGUCCCUCUUCGCAUAAACAAAGGCGAUGUCAUUCGUCAAAUCAGGUGAUUUUUUUGCGAGAAAUUUAUGACGAGUACGGAGUGUUUCGUCCCGUAAACAUGUAAAUAGUGUGGUGACUGGAACAAUACCACAAUGGGUGCUAAACCGAGUACAGCGAACGGGGCGCAGAGCCCCCGCACGCGGGCCUUCUCCACGAGCAGCAGUUCGGAGGUGGUGACGGCCCCGGGGUUCCGCUUCAUGAGGUCGUUGGGGAUGGACAUGUCCAGCGACCGGCAGCGGGCCCGCUCCCUGUCCAGCGUCCCCGACUUGCACACUAGUCACGAGACCAUUGCCAUUCCGGCGACGGGGGCCAGCUUCGACGUCUCCACGGGGGCCAGCCCCGAGACCGACAGCAGCUCGGCCGAGGACACGGCGGGGGCCCUGGCUUCCGCCGCCUCCAGCAUCGCCCUGGGGCGCGUCUACGCUGCACAUUCGCUACCCUCGCAUAUUUGGUCGCUGAAUGAGUGCAUCACAAUGGGCCAAAAUAUUUCUUCGCCACAGCCGAAUAUAUCCUCGGUGACAUACAAGGACAAAGGGAUCAAAUGCCCAGUUUGCAGCAAGUUUGUUAUUCCUGAUGACAUUGAAUGUCACCUAGUCAUGUGCCUCACUAAACCACGGCUUUCCUACAACGAAGACAUUUUGACUGACGAUAAAGGAGAGUGUGUGAUAUGCCUAGAAGAAUUAAGCCAAGGAGAUGUAAUAGCUCGUCUUCCUUGCCUCUGUAUAUACCAUAAGAUGUGCAUAGAUCAGUGGUUUGAAGUAAACCGGUCGUGUCCCGAACACCCAGGCGACUAGCAAAAUACCGAAGUCAGCCGGGGUUGUAAAUAUGUAAAUAAAUUGCUGAAGUGAAUUGUGAGGAACAAUCUUAAUUAAUGCAGUAGCUACUACACUAUAGCGGUCUUCAGACGAAGAUGCAACAAUAGUUACCUAUUCUAAUUAGUUAAGUACCACACUUUUAUUACGUUCGGGUCAUUUUUUACGACUUUCUACAUUAGAUCUUGUACCAUGAUCAUGCCAAGGCAUUGGACAAUUAAUAUAGUGUCACAUAUCAGUUCGUUUUUAAUACAAAAGUGUUUUCCGAUUGACGAGACGACUGGCAGCUCGAGAAGCUUUAUUUUCUGGAAAACAUAUUUUUGAUACCUUCAUAUGACGGCUACAAUUUAUCGAAUUUGUUUAGUUGUGUUUGUUCUAAUGCGUUCCGAGUAAUAAAAUAUUCAUAAGCCGAUAAAUACGUCUUGUAGACUUGAUUAAGUCGUUGAGAUUAUGAUAAGUACGUAAGGAAAGCGGCUCUUUAUGUUUUUAACUGCUGAUACACCCAUUUUAAUUAAUCUUCCACAAUGUUGCGUUUAGAAGAAAUAAUGAGAUUGUUACGUUUUGUUUGUUUUAUUGAAAAGUCUGCAAAGACGCUUUGUAUAUAAUGAAAAGUUAAAAAUGUUAAAUGUGCAAAUUUAAUGCGUUCUUUUAAUAAAAAUAAACAAGAGCCUUGGUCAUGUUAGUUCAGUACCAAAACAGACCGGUAGUGAUAUAAACAACCUAUUUUUUAUUCUAGCUAACGUGAAUGUGAAAUCAACCAAAGACUUUUUGUUAAAGUGAUUUAAUAUAAGGUGCUAUAAGUAAGCAAAAUACUAAAUUAUGUUACCUAUAUGAGUAAAUAUGUGGAAUUUAAUGGUCUGGGAUUAAUUUGAAAUUUUAUUUUAAUUGCUCGCUCGAUUAAAAAGUGCCAUAAUUUAAAAACAAAUUUGUGUUUUUUUUAUUUAAUUCCAUUGUGUCCAGACCGAUGAGGAGCAUCUGACGAGUGUGACUGAAUUUGAAUAACGUGGUGAUUUUGUAAUUAUUUUAGUUAUAUUAAUCUUUCAUUUAGGUUAUUGUAAAAAUAAUAAUAAGAUGUAGCCUUGUAGUGAUAAAUAAUAAAUGCCAUUUUCACAAUAAAUCAA